Molecule: messenger RNA, 1853 nt
Organism: Cydia strobilella
Lineage: Eukaryota; Metazoa; Arthropoda; Insecta; Lepidoptera; Tortricidae
Product: homeobox protein vent1-like
Exons: 3
Coding region: 7-957 (316 amino acids)
Biological process (GO): regulation of transcription by RNA polymerase II; regulation of nervous system development
Cellular component (GO): nucleus
Molecular function (GO): RNA polymerase II transcription regulatory region sequence-specific DNA binding; DNA-binding transcription factor activity, RNA polymerase II-specific
Source: RefSeq, a predicted model, not a curated record
AAUAAAAUGGAAUCACAAACAGUAGAAACGCAACCGAAAAAACCGAAACCAUUCUCGAUAGACUCGAUAAUCGGUAACAAUCGGAAAUCGCCAGAAAUCGACAUCGAAAACCAAUCAGAUUCUAGAAAUUCUGAAGAAGACGAAGAAGAAAUGAACAGAAUGAGAUAUUAUUUCAAUUCGCCGUUUAUACAGAAUGGUGUGUCGAUACCUUUUUUAUUAGGUUAUGGGGAGCCGUGGCUGUCUAGGGUCUUAGCGCCUGUGCCAGAGAGGGAAAGAGAGGAGAAAACGGAGAGUCCAGUUAGUGUCGGGAGUGAAGAGAGCGACGGGGGAGAGGAUAAUACGCAAGGAAAUGAUUCCGAACCCGACCAAGAGGAUUCAACAGACCGUCGUGAGAGUAAAGCGAGGCGCCGGCGCACGGCCUUCACAUCUGAACAGUUAUUGGAGUUAGAGCGAGAAUUCCACGCCAAGAAGUACCUGAGUCUGACAGAGAGGUCGCAGAUCGCUGCGGCACUCAAACUUAGUGAAGUACAGGUCAAAAUAUGGUUCCAAAACCGUCGCGCGAAAUGGAAACGCGUGAAAGCCGGCCUCGCCUCCGGUAGUCACUCGGGCAAAACCUCGGGCACCAAGAUAGUCGUUCCCAUCCCCGUGCACGUCAACCGCUUUGCUGUACGAACACAACACCACCAGAUGGAAAAACAACAGUUUCGACUAGACAGGAACCAGCCUUGCAGCCUUUUACAGUCUCAAACCUCAGCGUUCUCGAAAAACGACGCGUUUUUAAAAGAAUCGAAUCCGUUUUUGAAAGAAGCGAGGUUACCGAGUCCGUUUUUGAAAAACGAAUCGGUAAUAUCGAUGGGGCGCAGCACUAUGUACGACGCGAGCAUGUCCGCUAGGUUGGCAAGCUUGAGUCAAGCUGCCAAUUUGAGGUUUGGAAAUCAAAAUGGCCGACCUAGCUAGUCUGGGAUUUGCAAUAGAUACAGGCUGAUUGUCUUUGGAAAUGAAAAUUAAUCAAUGCCUAGGUACUUAUUAUCGCUGAAGCAUUAUUGUGCAUGCGAUGAUUAUCUUCUCGCUAUUUCCGGUACAGUUUAAAUAAAAAAAUAUGCUUUAAAAUAUCAACCGUUGUAUGGAUAAUGCGUCAGGGAAAAUAUGUUAAUUCAACGAAAUUUUAUCGUAUUUUUACAAAAUGGUUGUUUCACUGAUUAUGAUAUGGUGUUACUAAGUACAUUGAAUCGAGUUUAAUCCAGUCUUUUUAAAGGACAGUAUAUUUAACAGGCAUAGAUAAUUUUAUACAGAUUUCCCACUACUUAUAAAGAAAACCGAAAGAAAAUGGCUUUCAAACCGGUGGUGAUAAUAUGCAAAGGUGUGUGUGAAGACUGUGAAGACUGUAAAGUCCCCAGUCCACUCUCAGCUAGUGUGGAAUGUAUUGUACAGUCGCUAUUAGAUAUAUCGGAAUCGGGUUUCUAUUGUUUCCCAUAAAGUUUUAAGUCAUAAUGUAUUGUUUCGUUAGUCAUAAUUUGGUUUUUCUCAGAAACGCGUUUAUAGGAUAACCUUACGAAAUCUUACUUCAAUAAUUAUGUCAAAUAAAGGGACCUCAUCGGAACGGCCAAGGUGCUCACAAAUUUUUUGAACACAUACCUCUAUUGUUAAGGGGUUAGAGUUGUUUAUAUAUUUUUGAGCACCUCGACCGCUCUUAUACAGGGUGGCCAAAAAAUAUGUGCAUUCCCGUUGCCAGGCAGGUUUUGGGAUUAUACUGAGCAACUUUUACUAUGGGACCAACGACCAACCACGAAAUCGUGAAAAAAAAUUUUACUAUCCCAUAUAAAAUGGACCAGCCAACAUGUAUGAAACAGCCA